Funneliformis geosporum is the source of this 2649-nucleotide messenger RNA. Lineage: Eukaryota; Fungi; Glomeromycota; Glomeromycetes; Glomerales; Glomeraceae. The record is from the annotation of a GenBank genome assembly.
AUGUCAGAACUGAGUAAACGACAAGUGUUACCUACUAAUGUUAGACCGACUCAUUACACUUUGACCUUGACUCCAGACUUGGUCAAUUUCACUUUCACCGGUUCCGAAGUCAUCAACAUUAACAUCAAUGAAAAUACCAAAGUUAUAACUCUUCACGCUAAUGAAAUUGAAAUAAAAUCUGCCAAACUUGUAAAUUUGGAUUUAAAAACCAGUCAAGGUUGCGAAGCGGAGAAUAUUAGUUAUAAUUCUCAAAAGGAAACAGCUACUUUAACGUUUCCACAAGAGUUUUCUUCUGGAGCUUCAGCUUCUCUUUACAUUGAGUUCACUGGCAUUUUGAAUGAUAAAAUGGUCGGAUUUUAUAGAAGUUCUUAUAAAGAUAAAAGUGGAAAUACUAAAUAUAUGGCAACAACUCAAUUUGAAGCAACUGACGCUCGUCGAGCGUUUCCUUCAUGGGAUGAACCAGCAAUCAAAGCUACCUUUGACAUCACUUUAAUUGUAUCAUCUGAUAUGACUGCUUUAAGUAAUAUGAAUGUAGUCAGUGAAACUCAACUUGGUGAUGAUAAAAAAGAAGUCAAAUUUAACAAAACGCCGAUAAUGAGCACCUAUUUGAUCGCUUUUAUUGUUGGUGACUUGGGUUAUAUUGAAGCUCAUACAACUGGAAAACACAAUGAUGGCAAGCCUAUAUUGAUUAGAGUAUAUGCACCUAAAGGCGAAGAACAGCAUGGUGAAUUUGCUUUGAAUGUAGCAACACAAGUUUUAGAAUAUUUUGCCGAAGUGUUUGGAAUUCCCUAUCCUUUGCCUAAAUGCGACAUGGUUGCAAUUCCGGACUUUGAAGCUGGUGCUAUGGAGAAUUGGGGUUUGAUUACGUAUCGUACUUCCGAAAUCCUUUUUGAUCCUAAGGCAUCCGAUGCAAAAUUUAAGCAACGUAUUGCGUAUACCGUUUCUCAUGAAUUGGCACAUCAGUGGUUCGGUAAUCUCGUAACUAUGGAAUGGUGGGAUCAUCUUUGGCUUAACGAAGGUUUCGCCACAUGGGUUGGAUAUUUAGCAGUUGAUAAAAUUUUUCCUGAUUGGGACAUUUGGACUCAAUUUGUCACUGAAGGAUUUCAAAUAGGUCUUCGGCUUGAUUCUUUAAGAUCAUCUCAUGCUAUUGAAGUCCCUGUAAAUGAUCCCAGUGAAAUUUCUCAGAUUUUCGAUGCUAUCAGUUAUUACAAGGGUGCUUCUGUAAUUCGCAUGUUAAGUACUUUCAUUGGGGAGAAUGUGUUUUUAUCCGGUAUUAGAAGAUAUUUAAAGCGUCAUGAAUUCAGUAAUGCUAGUACCGAUGAUUUAUGGAAAGCGCUAACUGAAGAGAGUGGCAAUGAUGUUGGUCAGUUUAUGACAGGAUGGACAAGAGUGGUGGGAUACCCGGUAUUAACUGUUAAAGAACCAGCACCUGAUACCUUGGAAAUUCGACAAUGUCGUUUCCUUUCAACUGGAGUAAUUAGUCCUGAAGAGGACAUUACCAAUUGGUGGGUGCCUCUUGGCAUCGACCUUGGACCUGAAACUCAAAAUGAUUUUAAGUCAUUUGUUCUUACUCAAAAAGAGACUACAUUGAAAUUUCCAUUUAAAACAUCCGAUUUUUAUCAGCUCAAUGCACAUAAAACUGGCGUUUUUCGUGUCAAUUACACUCCUGAACGAUUAGCUAAAUUAGGACAAGCAGUUAAGCAAGGAUUCCUUAAUGUUAGUGAUCGUAUUGGAGCAAUUGCUGAUGCUGGUGCUUUAGCAACAAGUGGUUAUAGUAAAACUAGUGGCUUAUUGAAUUUCAUCAAAGAAUUCGAAGAUGAGGAUAAAUAUAUUGUAUGGUUAGAGAUUAGUAAUCGUUUAGGAAAUCUGCUUCAUGCUUGGUUUGAACAACCCACACCAAUUUAUCAAGGACUCUUAGCUUUUAACCGUCAAUUAGUGUCUAAAUUAGUUCCUAAAUUAGGCUGGGAAUAUUCUGAAAGUGAUGAUUAUUUAACCACCAUGUUAAGGACACUUAUUAUUAAGAUGGCCGGUAACGCCAAUGAUCCAGAAACUGUUAAAGAAGCUUUUCGCAGGUUUAAUCUUUUCACCAAACAAAAUGAUGAAUCUGCUUUACAUCCUAAUAUUCGUGGCGUUGUAUUUGAAAUCGUAUUAUCUCAAGGUGGUGGAGUCGAAGAUUUUGAAGCUAUAUUAAAAGCUUAUCGUGAAGCUAAGACAGCAGAUCAAAAGACAGAAUCAUUGAAGGGACUCGGUUUUGCUCAGAGUGAUGACUUGAUUCAACGUGCAUUAAAAUUCGCAAUUUGUGAAGAAGUUAAAAAUCAAGAUGUUAUUUUCGCAUUAUCUAGUUUGCAAUUUAAUCACAAUUCACGAAGACUUCUAUGGAAUUUUGUUAAAGACAAUUGGGAUGUGAUUAUUGAAAAAUACUCCGCAUCUCGUGUUCUUUUUGGACAGAUUAUUAAGUUGAGUACUCAAUUAUUAACAUCUGAAGAUGACAUUGCAGAUAUUGAGAAAUUCUUUUCGAACAAAGAUUGUAAAAAAUUUGAAAGACCUUUACAACAAAGCAUAGAAAAUAUUCGUGUUAAUGCAGCUUGGUUGAAGCGUGAUUCAAAGGAUGUUGAAGAUUGGUUGAAAGCUAAUGGGUUCUUAGAAUGA